GUUUGUGGAAAAUGAAUGUUCCACCAAUACCACCACUAUUAUGUAGUACACCACCACCCAUCGAUUUUGGUGAUGACGACGAUGAUGUUCUACCACCUGCCUUGGAUGGAGAUGUUGAUGAAGAAUUUGGAGAUUUCUCCGGAGGAGAUAUGAAAUUGGACGAGCCCCUACCGUCACCCAGACCACCCUCAGUUACAGAUUUACCUCCAGUUAGUAUCUAUGAUGGUUUCGUUCCACACGACGACGACACUUUGUUGGGAACAGCAAAUGAGCCAUCAAAGAAAAGUCCACAAACAACUCCCAUAGUGGAGGCAUUUAAUUACAGUAUUAUGGAACAGGGAGCAAAAGAAUUUACAGAGAAGAGUAAAACUGAAGAGAGCAAUCAUAAUGUAACAACAUUUGGUUGUGAUAAUGAAAACCUAGCAACAACAAUUGAAAGUCAACAAGUGGAGUCCACUUUAGAAUAUCCAGAUGAUGCGUCUCUUUCAAAUGCCAGUCAAAUUAAUGAAGAAAAAGAAAAGACAAUAGAUGAACCAUCUUUGCAAGAAGAUAUUAAUACCCAUAUUGAAAUUCCUAUUAGCAGAGGUGAGGUCUCAAGUCCUCCCACGGCAGAUGUACCUCCUCCACCAAUAACGAAACUAGAAAGCAAUGCCAAACCCACAAUAAGUCCCCUAACCAACAUAGUGUCAAUUGAAGAUUUGGAAGAUGAUCUAAGUGAAGACGAGCUGUACUCGCCCCGUACUCCCAAAAACCUAACUGAGGCUGAUGUUACAAGCAAUGACUUCUUUAAAAUACAAGAAAUCGAACACGAUAGCAAUGUAACGAAUGUUACAAAGACCUCCUCCGACACCUAUAUCUCCAAAAAGUCGCCAGACAAUUUUGUCUUUGGAGACAUACAUGAGCCGCCACCUUUAGAUGAUGUCCCACCUAUAGACGACAAUAAUGACGUUGACGAUGAUUUUGGAGAUUUUGCAGAUUUUCAAGACUUUUCAAGCAAUAUUACAGCAGCACCAACAACGUUUAAUAACCCUGUCUCGCUGGAUACUACUCCUGUUGUACCUGUCGCGGAAAGCAAAAUUGAACAAUGUUGUAAUGAUACUGAAGACGAUUUUGAUGAUUUUAUACAGCACUCACAUUCAAGCGAAGAAUUUAAAGGAGAACAUUACUCUCCUCCACCAAUGCAAGAAAACAAUCAGGGAGAGAGUAUUUGCCCAUCCGAUGAUGAUGAUUUCGACGAUUUUACUUCUGCUUGUGCGGUAAACACAGUGGAUCUCGCACAGACAGAUGUCAAUGAAAAAGUCGAAGCAGGAACAGCGUCCUACUUAGAGGAUAAAUCAAACGAAGUUGAUGACGAUAGUUUUGGUAAUUUUGAUGAUAUACCAAUAGAUGCAGCGCCUGCGUUAUUUACUGCACACAAAUCAGCAGACAUCGUAUCCAAUGAAUUCUCCCAUAGCCAGUGUGAUGAAAACGAUGACUUUGGUGAUUUUGCAGAUUUCAGUGCUCCACCUCCAGUUACUAUUACAAAUCCUCCCCAAGUCCCUGAAAAAAGUGACCAACAAACGCAUAAUGAAGUUAAAAAAAGUGAUAAUGUAGAAGAUGACUUCGAUGAAGAUGAUGAUGAUUUUGGAGACUUUAAUACAGCCGAACCAAUUACACCACAAAUUGAUACCACAACUACAAAACAACAAACUAGUCAAGCAUUAAGUUCUAAUACACCUACUUCAAUUCUGCAAACACCCACGAAUCUUAAUGAACGCAUAUCAACAAUUCUGGAAUUGAUGUUCUCGACCACUGCAUUUCCUUCUAACACACCAUCUUCAAAUGAUAAUGACACCGAACUAAAGAAACGGAAAAUUCAAGACAUUCCCUUCACCUCAAUAGAUGCUGCCAAAGCUUUAGAAUAUCAAUGGUUGAAUUCGGAAACAAGGCAUGCUUUUAUCAAAUCACUGGGUAUUGAUUCACGAAAUAUUCUAUACGGUGAAAAUUGGAACCCUUCUUUGCCACGUUUCGCUGCUAAUUUGAGUUUUAAUCCCUUAAAGCCUAUGAAACCCGUAAGCUCCAAUAGCGGAACUAAUUCCAGUACCAAUCCUCCUUGUCCACCAUCCUUAGAUACAGCUCCUGUAGGCAACAAAGAUUUAAAUAAUCCUAUAAAUGACCAUCGUUUAGCUGAAGACAAAAAGGAUACUGCAGAUCUAAAUUGGAAAAUGUCAUCAACAGAGCAGAAAAGUGAAGCUCUGAAUGACAAUACAAAUGAAGUUCGAUUGUCCAACAAUACUUCAUCAACAACUCAAGUGGCGGCAUCUCUGCCGUAUGUAUCAUCUGAACCACCGGAAUCGUUGACCAUCUUCGACAAUCCCUUAGAUAUUGAGGCAGACAAAUUUUCCAAAACACCGCCCAUAUGCGAAAUGGAGUCUGUCAAUUCAUUCUCUUCGCCAAUACCGUCUCUAUCGGGCCUAGAAAUAGAUAUGCCACCAAUGGUAGCUGCACCCAUCGUUAAAUCAAUGAAGAAUUUAGACUUAAAUGAACCCGAUAAUUCAGAUGAUAUCCUCGAAGUUGUAACAUCUACAACAUUUUCAGGAUCUUUCAAAGAAACUCAUAUCUAUACACCCCCCAAAACGCAGGACAAUUCCUCAUCCACUCCGUCGUCGACUUCAACGACAUCGCCAGCCAAGACAAAUAAUAUCGAUUUUGAUUAUGAAAAGGCAGCAAUGGGUGUAAUAAUUGAUGAAACUGUUGUCAAGAAGGAGUAUCGGGAUAUCGAAUAUAACCCACCAUUUACCAGGGAAUCUCUAACACGCACUCCCUCUCUGAAAACCGAAUCUGUGGAAGCAUCAAAUAACUUGUCGAAUCAAACGACCGCAGUAAGCGGUUUUAGCAAUGACAAUGCUGAGGAUGAUUUCAAUGAUGAAUUUACUGAAUUUCAAUCGGUGCCAAGCGUUCCUGCAGCACUACCUAUCACCAACGUGUCGUUGGCAAAUAACUCGAAACCACCAACAAACACUCAGCCUAAUCGUACAACAUCGGAAAUUUCAAAAACAUCCAGUUGCGGCAUGAUUCUCAGUCCAGCGAUUCUAAUACCUCAGGCCAUCUCGAUGGAAUCCAAUAAACCAAAAAUCGAAUGGGGGGAUUCUACUGCUUCUAUAAACCCAGAAGAACUUGCACGUAUUGAAGAACUAUUCCCGGAACCCACAAAAGUUGUUAAGUCCAACAAUACAACAAACUCUUCGCAAAAAUCCACACCAACUCACCAGGCGACAGCUCCAAAUACAAUCAGUGCUACUGUCGCCAAUAGGGAAUUUGAGGGUAUUAACAAUGGUGAUGACGAUGAUUGGUCGGACUUUAUCUCAGUGCCGGUGGCUGCCAACAACAACAAUAAUAACACUAAAGCACCACUAACAAACAACAAUGCCAGCACAAGGAGUCAAACGAAUUCACCAUUCAAGCAGAGGUCACCACUUAAUUCGUAUAAAAUGCCGAACUAUAAUAACUCGUCGACUAAUGACGACGAAUGGUCUGAUUUCGUGAGCAGUGCUCCAUCACCAGCAGCACCACAACCUGCUGAUAUGGCUUCAAAUGUGCAGGGACCCCCACCAACGCACAGAGUUCCUCAGUUCAAUAGCGGUGCUUGGCAAAAUGCAAAUUUCUACAACAAUCCCCUAAGUUUGUAUCACAAGGGUCCGCUUAAUCUGCACUCGGGCUCACAACAGUCUCCAAAAACCUACUUAAACAACAACAACUAUAAUCAAUUUCAGACAGCCAACAUUGCUGGCCAUCAGCAGCAAAUUCAUGUAAUGCAAAAUUUCUCCACAGCACCAGUACCUAAUGCCACAGCAGAUCGACUAGGGAGUUCGGCAAGCAAAGCCUCAAAUCAAUUCCAAAUGGGAUCAUCGGUCAAGGUGGCACCCAGUAUAGCAUUAAUUCCUGAUUUGGGUUUUGUGGCACCCGCUAUACCCACACAUACCUCAUUUAUUAAUUCAUUGCCCAAGCCUAGUAUUAAUACGAAAAAAUGACGAUUGCUCAAUAGUCAGAAUCAGAAUAAGGACCAGUCGCAGUCACAGCAGAAGCAAAGUCUGGUAAAUUCCCAACAACAUUCCCAACGUUCUCAACGUUUUCAACAAAUAAUGACAACAACGACAACCGUGUCGAAAAACUCUACUUACCGUUCCAACAAUGCAAAUGUAUGUGUGGCUUCAAGUUACAGUGAUGAUAUUUUAAUAUAGAACCAAAUUCCUUUUAA
Messenger RNA from Musca vetustissima, 4237 nucleotides. It is a transcript of the gene Afti, whose product is annotated as mucin-2. The record is from RefSeq and is a predicted model, not a curated record. The transcript is spliced from 4 exons. Bases 12 to 4010 code for a protein of 1332 amino acids. NCBI's taxonomy places the organism in Eukaryota, Metazoa, Arthropoda, Insecta, Diptera, Muscidae. Gene Ontology annotation, cellular component: trans-Golgi network membrane; AP-1 adaptor complex. Gene Ontology annotation, molecular function: clathrin binding. Gene Ontology annotation, biological process: intracellular transport.